Messenger RNA from Alosa alosa (allis shad), 3729 nucleotides. RefSeq names its product calcitonin receptor-like a (gene calcrla). Lineage: Eukaryota; Metazoa; Chordata; Actinopteri; Clupeiformes; Clupeidae. The record is from RefSeq and is a predicted model, not a curated record. Gene Ontology annotation, cellular component: plasma membrane. Gene Ontology annotation, biological process: angiogenesis; cell surface receptor signaling pathway; adenylate cyclase-activating G protein-coupled receptor signaling pathway. The transcript has 13 exons. Bases 182 to 1606 code for a protein of 474 amino acids. Gene Ontology annotation, molecular function: calcitonin receptor activity; adrenomedullin receptor activity; calcitonin gene-related peptide receptor activity.
UCGCUUCGCACUGUUCCCACAUCUCUCUCCGGACGAGGGACAUUGCAAUAGGGGUUUGACGUUACCAGCGCCUUUUGAGGAAAGUGACCAAUUGUAUUUCAUAAGACCGAACCGUAUAUGAACGGAUAGCCAACUUCUCUGUUUUGGAUUUAACUUGCAGGUCAAUAAAGGAUCAGUGGGAAUGCCGAAGAAGAAGAUGCAGUACUCCUGGAUGAUCUCUCUCCUAUUACUCAGCUCAGUCACCGAGGUGUUUGUUAAAGCUAGCCCUGAGACCAAUGGAAGCCACCAGCAGCAGACUCACCAUGUGUACACUGAGAUUGGCGUCACCAGAAAUAAGAUAGUGACAGCACAGUUCGAGUGCUACCAGAGAAUCUUGAAAGACACAAGCCAGAAGAAAGCUGGGCCCGUGUGCAACAAGACGUGGGAUGGCUGGCUGUGUUGGGACGACACCGAGGCGGGCGUCACCUCCGAGCAGCACUGCCCAGACUACUUCACCGACUUCGACCCAUCUGAAAUGGUCAGUAAGAUCUGCAAUGAGAAUGGACACUGGUUUCUGCACCCCGACAGCAACAGGACCUGGUCCAACUACACCAGAUGCAAUGAGCACACAAAGGAAGGAAGAAUAACGGCACAGAACUUAUUGUACUUAGCCUUAAUUGGACAUGGCCUUUCUCUAACAGCGUUGUUCAUUUCAUUAGGAAUAUUUUUCCACUUCAAGAGUUUAAGUUGCCAGAGGAUAACCCUGCACAAAAACCUGUUUUUCUCCUUUGUCUUAAACUCGGUUGUCACUAUCAUUUGGUUCACCGCUGUGGUAAACAAUCAAGAGUUAGUCCAGAGAAAUCCAGCCAGCUGCAAAGUGUCUCAGUUCAUCCACCUGUACCUGUUUGGGUGUAAUUACUUCUGGAUGCUGUGUGAGGGAAUCUAUUUGCACACUCUCAUUGUGGUGGCAGUGUUUGCAGAGAAGCAGCACUUAAUGUGGUACUAUUUGCUUGGCUGGGGUUUCCCUCUAAUACCAGCUACUAUACAUGCCAUAGCGCGCAGCUACUACUACAAUGACAACUGCUGGAUCAGCUCGAAUACAUCACUACUAUAUAUUAUUCACGGUCCCAUUUGUGCAGCCUUAUUGGUGAACUUAUUCUUCUUGCUGAAUAUUGUGCGUGUCCUCAUCACCAAGCUGAAGGUCACUCACCAGGCCGAGUCUAGUCUGUACAUGAAGGCGGUGCGGGCUACUCUCAUCCUGGUGCCCCUGCUGGGCAUUCAGUACGUCCUGCUGCCCUACAAGCCCCAGGGCCGCGUUUCUUCCGAGAUCUAUGACUACGUCAUGCACAUCCUGAUGAACUAUCAGGGACUGUUGGUGGCCACCAUCUUCUGCUUUUUCAAUGGGGAGGUCCAGGCCGUUUUGAGAAGACAUUGGAACCAGUACCGCAUCCAGUUUGGCAGCACGCUGACCCACUCGGACGCGAUGCGGUCCGCCUCCUACACGGCCUCGUCCAUCACAGAAGUGCAGGGGUGCUACAGCCUGGACAGCCACUCGGAACAUUUAAAUGGCAAAGGCUGCCAUGACAUAGAGACAACCAUUUUCAAAACGGAGAACCCUUUCGCUUAAGCUCUGCCACACUACCUGUCUUACCUGUUUUUGGACUGACUUUGAUUUUGACUCUCUUCAUGGCAUUAUUUGCUGCACGUGCCCUGUGGAAGGACGGCAAUGGACAUCAGUGACCGGUGUGUGGGUUUUAUUUCAUGGGGGUGGGUUAAAAUGAUCACACUGUAUAAGAUAUUACUUCACUCACUUUUUUCUGUGAAAUGAACUAGGCACUUGCUUUCCCCUGGGGCUCCAUAUGCUACCAUCCAUACUUGGCCUGGUCACAGAGGUGUAAAAUAUUUGAAAGCUGCUUUUUUCUGACUGAGAACACGCUGGCCCAAAUAUUCUGGUUAUUCCAAGUGGUCCUUACACAUUAUAUUUUUGUCUUUAUUUCUGGGCUGUUUUCAUAACACAAAAAAGCAUGAAACAUUGUAUGUAUGUAUGUAUGUAUGUAUGUAUGUAUGUAUGUAUGUAUGUAUGUGUGUAUGUAUGUAUGUAUGUGAGUGACAAAACAUACUCUUUUAACAUGUUUUGUACAAAAACACACACUCUUUUCUUAUUUGUUUCAGUCACAACAAAACAGGUGAUAAUGCACAUGUCGAGAUGACAGAUGACAGUGCUGACAGCAAACUCAUGUUUCUCACAAAAUAGUUGCCAUUGUGAUUGAUCACUUACUCUACAUUAAGCAUGAUGUUUUGACAUUGUACAAGAUAGGACUGUAUUAUUUUUAGACAGCGUGGAGUAGUAGAAAGAUUCUAGAUAUUCUUAUCUGAAAUCAACAUUUAUCUUUUGAACACUCAUAAGCAUUUUGUGUAAUAUAAGAAGAAAUUGUUUACGAAAAGAGACUGCAGCCACAUUCAGUUUUCAAAAAAAUCAAAAGAAUACUGCCUAUGACAAGAAAUUCUUUUUACGGGUUAUGGUAUUUAUACAAUUUAUACAGUUUUAUACAAUUUCUUGUAUACAAGCAUAUGCAUAUACAGUUUUUGUUGUGACAUAAUAUGCGAUGAAUUGCGCUGCCAUAAUUUUACACCAUGCACCAGAUUUAGCUUAGCAUAAUGAGCCCCUUAUUCACUCAUAUUCAAAUUACUGGGUGGGUGUUUCAUUUUACACUUAAAUAGGUACAGUCACACCAGUUUACAGUGAUCUAAAUGAAUAGCUUUCUUCCUACAACACAUUGCCUUGAUUCCAGUUCCAGUAUUUCUAGUGAAGGAACACUUGUUCUGGCAACUGAAAUUUGACUCAUAUUGCUCUCUUAUAUUGAGUGCAGUCACACUGCCUUACAUGAUAAAAGUACACAAUAUAUGUUGCCAUUAUAACACAUCAGUUAAUGUUACAAGUGCAUCUUAUAGUGUUUUGCAAUUUGUUAUUUAUGUCCCAUAUCUAUUGUGGCAUGUGUAUUCUAUUUGUUUUAAUAUUUUUAUUAUGGCUUGGACGAAUUACAUUUUUGUACAGAUGUCAAAAGGACAACCUCUCAAAUUGAAAGAAACUAUGUAAAUACCUUUUUUUCCAACAUCAUUUGGGCAAAUUGUGGAUUUUGUGUAAAUAUAUUACAUUCUUGAGCACGGAUAUCUACGUAUGUCUAUCUAGGUGUCCCAAGUUUGAAAGAGUAAUGCUUCAGACAACUACACCAACUACUGUACCUGCUGUCCCCAGUCCUCAAACUUCAGAUGACCUGGAAUGCCUCAGCGAAAUGUUGAUGUAACGUAUACAGACAGUGAUGACAAGAAAUGCUUCUGUGUAUUGUUUGAUCUAAAGCUAAAUCAUGAGCCAAAUACCACAACAUAUACUAUUCGCCUGGUAUGACCACUGCAACGGAACUAUACCACACUUAUUUUAUUCAACCCAUGCUUGCUUUUGUAAUGGUAUGUGUGUUUGAAUUGGUUACUCCAGGGCAGUUUUAAGAAGUAUCAUCACAUGAUGCUUGGCCUUUAUCGAAACAUUAUCUCAUGCACAAUUUUAAUGUAUUGGAACCCAACCACUUUGUGUCUUCAUGUUGUUUGAGUAGUCUGUUCAUUACUGGUGUAACAAUUUGUAUCUCAUUGAAUGUGAGCAAUGUUGCGAUUAUGUAUGUAUAUUACCGUGCAAUUACAGAGUAAGAGUAGCACUGUGUACUUUUAAGACUCUUAAUAAAUAUAUUUUCUAACUUA